AUGAGUGAAGUUGUUAGUAUCAAUAUUACAUCAGCAUUAGACGACGGGAACGAUGAAAAGGACAUCUGGAUCUUCGGAUACGGAUCGCUAGUCUGGAAGGCUGAUUUUCCCUUCGAAGAAAAGCGAACUGGAUACGUAAAGGGAUUCUUGCGGCGAUUCUUUCAAAACAGCACGGACCAUCGUGGGACGGCAGAACGGCCCGGGCGAGUUGUUACUUUGGUCCACGCUGAGAAUCCAGAGUCGAAAGUCUGGGGAAUGGGAUAUCGGAUUGCCGCUAGAGAAAAGCUCCAAGUACUGAAACAUCUCGACCAUCGAGAAAAGAACGGAUAUGAACGUCAUCUGGUCAAGUUUUAUCCUUACCCUUGGAGCGCAGAACAGUUGAAUGAUGCGCAGCAAAUUUUGCUGUACGUGGCCACACAGGACAAUCCAUCGUUUGCUGGGCAGCAAGAUGAUUUGAACACAAUUGCCGACCAGAUACUAGUAUGCACUGGCCAGAGCGGUAGAAAUCCGGAGUACGUCUACAAAUUGGCAGAAGCGAUGCGCCGGCUAUACCCGGGCGAGCAGGACGAUCAUUUGUUCGAACUGGAAAAAAUAUUGCUCCAGCGGGAUCCAUUGGGUUCGCUAUGCAAGCGAGAAGCAGCUCCCGACGCAGAAAUACAACGGUCCGAAACAAGCAAAGAAGGGUAAUAGCUGAGAAUACUACGUAAAACCAAAACCAUGGCUGGUGAAACUCAUGCAGACUUUUUCAGCAAUAAGAUUGCAGUUUGAAAAAAAAGGAAGCGUUGAUUGAUUAAA
Molecule: messenger RNA, 795 nt
Organism: Anopheles nili
Lineage: Eukaryota; Metazoa; Arthropoda; Insecta; Diptera; Culicidae
Product: putative glutathione-specific gamma-glutamylcyclotransferase 2
Exons: 2
Coding region: 1-687 (228 amino acids)
Biological process (GO): glutathione catabolic process
Cellular component (GO): cytoplasm
Molecular function (GO): glutathione specific gamma-glutamylcyclotransferase activity; gamma-glutamylcyclotransferase activity
Source: RefSeq, a predicted model, not a curated record